AUGCCCAACUAUACAAAAUUCCUCAAAGACAUUUUGAGUGGUAGGAGGUCUUGUGAUGUGAUGGAGACGGUCAACUUGACCGAGAAUUGUAGUGCAAUUAUAAUGAACAAGAUGCCACCCAAGUUGAAAAAUCCCGGAAACUUCUCUAUCCCUUAUGCCAUUAACAAGAUGCAAAUUGAUAAUGUCUUAUGUGACUUAGAAGCUAGUGUUAGCUUAAUUCCAUAUCCAGUUUAUCAAAGACUUGAGUUAGGGGAACUUAUGCCUUCUAAGAUUACCUUGAAAUUGGCCGAUAGGUCAAUUAAGAUUCCUAAGGGGAAGGUUGAGGAUGUUCCUCUGAGAGUAGGGAAGUUUGUAAUUCCGGUAGAUUUUGUGGUGCUUGAAAUGGAUGAAGAUGCUACCAUUCCCAUUAUUCUUGGUAGAUCUUUUUUUGCUACCUCGGGUGAUAUGAUUGAUGUUAAGAGUGCAAAAAAUUCACUCAAGGUAGGAGAAGAGGUUGUUGAAUUUGACUUGAAUGAAAGCAUGAAAUAUCCAUGUUCAUCUUUAGAAAAUUACAAGUUGAUCGAUUCUCUUGAUCUUGUUAUAUCUUCCUUGCAUGAGCACUUGCUCACUUGUAAUGAUCCUCUUGAGAAUGUUUUGUUGAAUAAGGAUAAGAUAAGUGCUCCUAUCAAGGAAGUGGCAAUGUAUGAGGAUUUUCUUAAUGGAAGCAUUGAGGAAGUGGAUGAGCAUAUGUGCAUUAAUAUCUCUAGACAAGAAGCUUUGCAAGCCGCCACUUUAAAGGAAGGUGAAGGUGUAUCAAUGGUUGAGUUCAAACCUUUUCCAUCACACCUUAGCAUCAAGGGAUCAUGA
Molecule: messenger RNA, 846 nt
Organism: Chenopodium quinoa (quinoa)
Lineage: Eukaryota; Viridiplantae; Streptophyta; Magnoliopsida; Caryophyllales; Amaranthaceae
Exons: 1
Coding region: 1-846 (281 amino acids)
Source: RefSeq, a predicted model, not a curated record